AUGAGCAACGACGAAGAAUCAUCAACAAAAAAGAGUUGGAAGCAAUACUUUGCUUUUCUGAAAAACCCAAACUUUUACAAGGUUUUAUUCUUGGGCCAAUUGUUGUCUCUUUGUAUUACUGGUACAAAUGUAACAACAACCAUAUUGGGUAGUCAAUACGGAUUCAAUGCACCUACAACACAGACCUUUUUGGUUUAUGCCUGUUUGGCCAUUGUUUACAACAGUUAUGCGAUCUAUAAACGUGGUCUCAAAGGAUGGUUACUUCAGUUCUGGAGACGAGGCCACAUUUAUUUCAUUUUAGGAUUCAUUGAUGUGGAAGGAAACUACUUUGUUGUCAAAUCCUUUCAGUACACCUCGCUUUUAUCUGCCAUGUUGCUCGAUUGCUGGAGUACACCCGUCUGUAUGAUCCUUUCUUAUUUUUUCCUCAAAGUGAAAUACCGAUGGCUCCAAUUCCUCGGAGUCUUUAUUGCGCUUUGUGGUCUAGGCAUGUUGGUCGCAAGUGACGUGAUCACCGGCAAGAACUAUGGUGCUGUCAAUCCAGUCAAGGGCGAUCUCUUCUGCUUGCUUGGUGCGACACUUUAUGGCUUCUCUAAUGUCGGCGAGGAAUAUAUGGCUCGAAAGCACCCACUUUAUGAAGUCAUUGGCAUGUUCACUUUCUUUGCCACCUUUAUCAAUCUCGUUCAGAUCUUUAUCUUUGAACGCGAGGAGUGGGCAGCAUUUGCUGAUCAUCAGAUCACAGGCAUGGUUAUCACUUAUACCAUCUGUAUGUUCAUUCUCUACUCUUUGGCACCUGUCAUGUUCCGUCUCGGAAGCGCACUCUUAUACAACUUGUCUCUCUUGACCAGUGACUUUUAUGGUCUCAUCUUUGGGCUUGGCUUGUUCGGAUACAAGGUCACUGUGCUCUAUCCAUUUGCCUAUGUUGUCGUUAUCAUCGGUAUUGCCAUCUAUCACAUCUUCCCUGCACCCUUGCCUGCCAUUGGUGGUUUCACGCCUGAAUUGGCCGAGAGGGAAAGAAGGGAGUUAUUCCAUGGUAGACAGAAUGAUGAAGAACAACAAGGAGAGAAAACUCUAGACGAGCAGGUCGAUAUAGAAUCUAAAGCUUAG
Rhizopus microsporus ATCC 52813 is the source of this 1104-nucleotide messenger RNA. Its product is annotated as DUF914-domain-containing protein. Gene Ontology annotation, cellular component: membrane. The coding region runs from base 1 to 1104 and encodes 367 amino acids. Gene Ontology annotation, biological process: transmembrane transport. Gene Ontology annotation, molecular function: transmembrane transporter activity. The transcript has 2 exons. Lineage: Eukaryota; Fungi; Mucoromycota; Mucoromycetes; Mucorales; Rhizopodaceae. The record is from RefSeq and is a predicted model, not a curated record.